This is a messenger RNA of Symbiodinium pilosum, 1098 nucleotides long. NCBI's taxonomy places the organism in Eukaryota, Dinophyceae, Suessiales, Symbiodiniaceae. The record is from the annotation of a GenBank genome assembly.
AUGUAUUGGAAUUGGAACUUGGCGCCCGAGGACCCCCUGACCUCAGACUUCAUCUUUAUGCCUGAGGUGUGGGGGUCGGGCGUGGUGAACCAAGAGUGGGUCCGCCAAGCUGACACCACGAACUUCGAAGAUGGCCAUGGGAGGCGAUCGCCCGCAACGAUGUCCAACGUGAUGAUGGGCAUGAAUGAGCCCGACAUCCAGGGAAGCUGCAUGGGCAACAUGUUUGGCAGGUGCGUCAAGCCAUGCGACGACCUCGCCCGCAACAGUCAUGAUUGUCCCAGAGCCGAGCCGGAUGUCAACUUGCCGCCAGCAAAUGCCAACUCCAGAGGGAUGUGCAACUGCUGGGAGAGCUCCUAUGCCACAGGCGUGGGGUUCUGGCCAGUUGGUGGCUGCUCAGCGCUGCAGCCGCUGCCUGACCUUUGGCAACAGGAGCCGCACUGCAUCGACACCGUCAUAAACAACUGGAGACGGACAGCACAGAUAGCGACGCAGAAAGGCUACAAGUACCUCUCAACUCCUUUGUUGGCAGUAUAUGUGAGCUAUGCGGAGAAGUUCAUCGAACAUGCUUGCAACUGCUACAAUGGCGUGUGCCAAUGCACGGAUGCAAGUUGCGGCUGUCCUGCGUAUGUUGGACUGCAUUUCUAUGCCUUUGACUGCCAGCCAGAGUCAAGCAACGCUUACGUCGACUUCGAGGCGCGGGUGAAGGAGAUCGGGGAGCUCAUGAUGAAAUACCCAUUCCUCAAAGGCGCCAUCGUCAACGAGGUGGGUAUGCUCAACUGCGCUGGUCCGACAGAGGAUGAUCCCAUUUGUGUCCCGGACUCGGGCGAGUUCCCCGCAAAGGACGGUCCGAACUUCAGCUGCCCGCCCAAUGCUGAACUUCCCAAUGGCCUGGCUUCCUUCGUCAAGAAGAUCGUGGAGAUUGCAAUCGGCGUCAAGACCAGCGAUGGGCGACCUGUCGUGAAGAGCUUUGCUUGGUUUAACCAAGAUCGGGAAGGAGGUACGUACAAUCUGCGCCUCUUCAACGACGAUGGCUCCGUUAACGAGGCUGGCGAAGCGUAUAUGGAGGUUUGUCAGAACUGGAAGACGUUGGCUCGCUGA